Molecule: messenger RNA, 3951 nt
Organism: Onychostoma macrolepis
Lineage: Eukaryota; Metazoa; Chordata; Actinopteri; Cypriniformes; Cyprinidae
Gene: bcl3
Product: BCL3 transcription coactivator
Exons: 9
Coding region: 449-2341 (630 amino acids)
Molecular function (GO): protein binding
Source: RefSeq, a predicted model, not a curated record
UUGGGUGAAUGAGAGAGGGAGACUCUGUGAAUUUAGUUCAGAUAUAGAGACAGAACAGCGCAGGGGUUAUCAUCAUAACUGCAGAGCGUGAAUAAUAAUAAUAAAAAAGAAUAAUAAUAAUGCACAUGACAUAUUGUCAUUGCCCUAAAACGUAAUUAUUCUAAUUGCAUGUGUAAUUUUGGGGGAUUUUUUUUUUUAUUGAAGUCUUUUUUUUUUCUUUUUUUGUUUUACUGUUUAUUUUAAUAGAAAACUUUGUGCAUGAGAAGACUAUGAAUUUAAGUGUUUCAGUGAGCUGUGCUUAAACAUCUUGAGCAAAGCAUAUGUAAGUAUGUUGUUUAAUCUAGGCAAACUGAGGUGAUAGUCAUCUUGGGACCGAGUAGAGAUUCAGAUUUACAAAAUGAUGAUAAAAGGAUUCGUCUAGAACCCAUACGUCGCCUACCUGAGGAAAAUGACCAUGAGUGGCAGUAAUCACACUGUGCGAUCUGUGCCACUGGAUCUUACCAACAAAACCAGAGAGCGUGGGAGCUGCGCGCAGACGGGGGACCAAGGUCGCCCCAGACCUACUCCAGAAAGACAGGUGGAAGCGGCGCACAAGUGCAGCAAUGGACACGGAAUUCUUCCAUCUGAACCAAAGGACUGUUGUGAUGGAUCAGUUUCGCAGACUACUCAAACAGACGCUGUGGGUGACAGGGGAAAUGGGACGCGUGAGGGUCCCAAACAAUCCCGACCCAUAACCCCUAACGCGAACAAUCAGACGAACACGGCAGGAAAACCGGCAGAUUCCUCAUUUUCCAAACUUCCGCCAAGGAAACGUCCUUUCCCACGGGAUGUGGAUCAUCAACAGAGUGGUCCAAGAAAAGAUCCACCUAGCGUGGCUCCAAACGUGUUGAAGAACCCCGAGUCUCAGAUAGACACAGAUCCACAGCGGAUAUUUAGUACAUUUGGAAAUAACCCAAGCGUCAAUGACUCCCGGUUCGUGCCACACUUAACACCAUAUCGUUGUCCAUAUUUCCAGUGGCCUCGGCAGCAUCCUCCACCGGAGAGCACAGAUCGGCUGCUGGCAGAUAUUGCUGAGGCAACACGUCAAGAUGAAGACGGUGACACGCCCCUUCACAUUGCUGUGGUCAAAGAGAACUACCAAUUGGUCAACUGGCUUAUUGAAAUAUAUCGACGGGCACACAAAGACCUGGACAUUUUCAAUAACCUAAGACAGACACCAUUGCACUUGGCUGUAAUCACCCAUCAAUCUAUUUUGGUGAAAGCUCUGCUGGAUGCAGGCGCUGACCCUGGAGCUUUGGACCGUAAUGGACAGACGGCACUGCACUUGUGCUGCGAGCACGGAGAGGUCGACUGCCUGUAUGUCAUCCUCAGACACUACCCCCAAAACCCUUCAUCCCAUCUGGAGAUCAGGAACUAUGAGGGUCUGACGCCCCUUCACCUGGCUGUGCAGAAUGGAGGUAAAAAGUUGGCAAAAAUCUUAUUGAAGAACGGAGCUGAAAUCAACGCUGGGGAUAAUAAGAGUGGUCGAAGUCCACUGGUUCAUGCUGUAGAAAACAACUUUACUGACAUGGUUAUCUUUCUGAUCGAGAGUGGGUGCGAUGUGAAUGCGCAGUCUUACAGUGGGAACACAGCGUUACACAGUGCCUGUGGCAGAGGUCAUAUAGAUAUUGUCAGGGUCUUGCUGAAAAAUGGAGCUGACAGUAGUCUGAAAAACAACCACAAUGACACUGCCAUCAUGGUUGCAAAAAACAAAAAGGUAUCUGAUGUGCUGCGUGGGAGAGGCACUCGCAGCUGCACUAUGAAAACUAGCAGUAACGGCUCUCUGUCCCCUGGCAGCUCCAGCCAUUCUCCCCGAAUGACUCCCACUUUUCAGCGCAGUGCAUCACUUUCUCCUGUGACUCCAGUUUUACCGCGAAGUCAGUCAGCAGACAGCAUUUCAGAACGCCAGUCACCGAUGAACAACGAUGAAAAAACACUGCAAACAUUGCCACGGACACACCAUAAUGUAGCAGUGGACAACAGGGCAGGCUACGGAAUGGCACUCCAUAAUUUCCCAUCAUAUCUGUUACCGUCUGGUUACGACCAAAUUAAGCCCACUGUCUCUCAUAUCCAGAGAAGGAUGCUAAUUACAGAUUACCCUCUUUACUAUCCCACUGGUAUUCAAGCACCUCCAUAUUACUCAGAUGCACAUAUCAUCUUACUCCCCAGUUUCCCUGUGCCGGUCACAUAUGGCUCUCCUUCACAGGGUGCCGUUAACCAAUCACGGCCGUCCAGUCGCAGCAGUGACCAAUCAGACAUGUCUACUGUGAGUGUAAACAGUGAAGAAAGAGGUGUGAGUUGAUAUUAGCUAGAUGUUCAAGCAGCUGGUUGUCUUAAAGGUAUAGAUCAUGCAAAAAUGUUUAAUUCUGUCAUUAUUUAUUCACCCUCAUGUUGUUCCAAACCUGUAUGAGUUUUGAUUAUGUUUGGUUGACACAAGAAGAUAUUUUGAUGAAUUUUGGUAACCAAACAGUCGCUGGUAGACAGUAACGCCCAUGGUUUGGAAAAAGUACUAUGAAAUUCUAUGGCUAACAGCAACUGUUUGGUAAGCAAAAUUCUUCAAAAUAUCUUUUUUUGUGUCCAGCAGAAGAAAGACAUACAGGUUUAGUGGGUGAAUUAUCCCUUUAAAGGGAUAAUUAAAAUUCUAUUAUCAUUUAUUCAACCUCAUGUUGUUCCAAACCUGUAUGAGCUUCUUUCUUCUGAGAACAUAUUUUGAAGAAUGUUGGUAAUCAGACAGUUUUGGUGACCAUUGACUUCCAUUGCAAGAUGGAAUUGCAUGCGGGUUAAUAAAUGAUGAUUUGGGGUGAAUUAUUCCUUUAAGUGGUGUUGUUUGAAUAUUAUUUUGUGUUUGAACAACAUACUGACUAAUUUAUUGCAUUUAUAUGUAUCUAAGCAUUUUUCAGAUAUUUGAAUCUGAUGUUAUGAAGUUUUUCCAAAUCAGUAAUAUGUAUAUUUGUGUUACCAAGUGUUUUGCUAUAUAUUUGGAAUGAUUGCUGAUUUUGCCGUGUAUUAUAAUGGAUUGUGAUAUUUAUACUUCAAUAGCAAGACAGCAGAAUUUAUAUUUUUUUUCUUCCUGUUUUCAUUUGUGAUUUUCUUUUGUUUACCAUUGAAAUUGCAUGUUGUCAGUGUGUUUAUUGACAUCGAUUUGGUUUUCCCAUGUUCAGAUUUUCCAGAUCUUAGUUGUUCAAAUUUGUACGACACUCACACACACACAAAUUUCAUUCAUGUUUACAAAAAAAAAAAAGUAAUUGUCAAAAAUUGUAGUUCACAUUUUGAGGCUCUCAAAGGGGUGUUAUUAGGAUACACAUAUGACAGCUGAUUUUGACCAAGUGUAAUGCCUAUAGAGGUCAGAAUAGGUUUAUCUAAUGCGUGCACUGCCAUUGUCAGCUAUUGUCAAAAAUACCAUGUACACAAAAUCCCAAAAUUGUGACUAUGUGCCACUUUUGAGUGCAAGUCUUUGAAAGGCAGUUUGGUAUCACUGUCUGAUGAAGUUUUGUGACAAAUUUUGAGAUUUGACUCACUGCUUAGUUGCUUAAAAUGGAUAAACUUGUAGAAGGCAGGUGUGGAAAAAAGUGUAAACUAGGAUUAAAACCAUUGCCAAAAUCUUGAGAAACUGUGAUUAAACUUAUAACCACAUGGGCUUUGAUGUGUACUUGCCAUAAUGGUACUUAAAGGUGAUGUUGCUGACAGUUAUGUGAAUGUAUGAACUUUGCUUUACAUAUGAAUGUGUAAAUAAGUGCAUAGUAGUAGUCUAAUUUACUAUGAAUUAAAAAAAGGCAUAUUUUUAUACAUGUGUGCAUUUCAUGACUAACAUUUGUAUAAUACAUAUGAUUUUCUUCAAUGUAAAGCACAAAAAAAUUCAACAUUUUUCUUUUUGUUAUAUGAAGGUCACAUUAAAUCUGUCUUUGAAACUUU